AACGGAAAAAGCUAGAAGCUAGUUAAUGUCUUUCUCCACGAUCAUCAGCAACAAUAGCUUCCUCUCUAUCGCUACAAAGUUCACUACUCGUGGAUCUCGUCUUCAGUGCACAUUAGCAAUGGCUCGAUCUGCGGUUGAUGAGACAUCGGAUUCCGGAGCUUUUCAGAGAACCGCAUCAACAUUCCGUAACUUCGUUUCAAGAGAUUCCAACUCUCAGUUUCCAGCUGAAUCUGGCAGAUACCAUCUUUACAUAUCCUAUGCUUGUCCAUGGGCUUCUAGAUGUCUCUCAUACUUGAAGGUCAAAGGACUUGACGAUGCAAUAAGCUUCUCGUCUGUGAAACCUAUUUGGGGAAGAACCAAGGAAAGCGAUGAGCAUAUGGGAUGGAUCUUCCCGGAUUCAGAUACUGAGGUUCCAGGAGCUGAUACUGACCAUCUUAAUGGUGCUAAGAGUGUAAGAGAGCUCUAUGAGAUUGCUAGCCCCAAUUACACCGGGAAGUAUACUGUUCCUGUUCUAUGGGAUAAGAAGCUCAAGACUGUUGUGAACAAUGAGAGCGCGGAGAUUAUCCGGAUGUUCAACACCGAGUUCAACCAUAUUGCGGGAAAUCCCGAGCUCGACCUUUACCCUUCUCAUCUCCAAGCUAAAAUCGAUGAAACUAAUGAAUGGGUUUACGAUGGGAUAAAUAACGGUGUCUAUAGAUGCGGGUUUGCUAAGAAACAAGGACCUUACGAGGAGGCAGUUAAGCAAGUGUAUGAAGCCUUAGAUAGAUGCGAGGAGAUUCUUGGAAAACAUCGGUACAUCUGUGGUAACACUUUGACUGAAGCAGAUAUCAGAUUCUUUGUCACUCUUAUAAGAUUCGACGAGGUUUAUGCGGUCCACUUUAAGUGCAACAAGAAACUCUUGAGGGAGUAUCCGAAUCUGUUCAACUACACGAAAGACAUUUUCCAAGUCCCCGGUAUGAGUAGCACCGUGAACAUGAAUCACAUCAAGCAGCAUUACUAUGGAAGCCACCCUUCCAUUAACCCUUUUGGAAUCAUUCCUCAUGGACCAAACAUCGAUUACUCUUCGCCUCAUGAUCGUCACAGAUUCUCCAGAUGAGAAUCAUCUUCUCCAAAGAUCAAAUCUUUUCCACACUUGAGUUGAGUUUCUUCUGUCUUCUGAAAAGUUAGAACCAUCUUUACCAAAUAAGCAAAGUUGCGUCUUCUUCUUCAACGUUGAAAGUGAUGUUUUGGGAAGUAUAAAAGCUUUCUGUGUUUACAAUUUGCAAUCUUCAGGGUUGAAAACAAUGUUUGUGUGAACAUAAUAUAUUCUACUUCGGCUCCAACGUUGUGUUAUACUGAAAAUGUUCUUUACUCGCAACAAUUUAUGUGAAAAUUAGUCGUA
Molecule: messenger RNA, 1381 nt
Organism: Eutrema salsugineum
Lineage: Eukaryota; Viridiplantae; Streptophyta; Magnoliopsida; Brassicales; Brassicaceae
Product: glutathionyl-hydroquinone reductase YqjG
Exons: 6
Coding region: 26-1096 (356 amino acids)
Cellular component (GO): cytoplasm
Molecular function (GO): glutathione transferase activity
Source: RefSeq, a predicted model, not a curated record